AUGGACCCUGAAGAAACAGAAGAAGAGGGACGAAGUGUGAAGACCUCACCAUUUGCACAUGUGCCGUUGUAUCCCACUACAUGUGACAUGGCAGCCCGUGGGCUUCCCCCUCGAUUGCUGCAGCCACCUCCUGCCACUGCAGAGACUCCUGGGACGCCACAGGAUAAUGUCAAAAUGGAGCUUGAGAAUGCGUCACUGUGGAAACAGUUCAGCACCGUUGGCACUGAGAUGAUUGUCACUAAGAAGGGCAGGAGAAUGUUUCCACAGCUGCGAGUGAAGCUGUCAGGGCUGAACCCAACUCUGCGUUACAUUCUUCUUUUAGACAUUGUACCUGUUGAUUCCUCUCGCUAUCGUUUCCAAGACAACAGCUGGCAGGUGGUUGGCGGCGCAGAGGCUCGGCUGCCAGACCGCGUCUUCAUCCAUCCAGACUCACCUGCAACUGGAGAACACUGGCAGAAUCGAAGCAUAUCCUUCCACCGGGCCAAACUCACCAAUAACACUCUGGACGCACAAGGAUAUAUCAUUCUCCAUUCCCUACAUCGAUACCAGCCACGAGUCCAUGUGAUCGAGGCCCGUGAUGUGCUGAUGUGGGGAAGAGCACAGCACUCUUUUACCUUCCCUGAAACACAGUUUAUUACAGUCACUGCAUACCAGAACAGCAAGAUCACUGAACUGAAAAUAAACUCAAAUCCUUUUGCGAAAGGCUUUAGAGAGAAUGGCAUGAACUGCAAGAAACAAAGAGAGGCAAGGCUGAAGAGGAAAAUUACAAGCAAUCAAGAGGAAUCUUUGGAUAUUGAGUCAUGUGACCCAUGUGAUUCCACUGAGCUCCUCCCACAAUCGGUGGAACUCCCAAGUUCUGCUCUCACCAUUAUAAACUCCGCCCUCCCAAUUACCGAUUCAGGUUUUCAUACAGAAGUACCAUCCCUCCCAGAUCAAACAGUCUCUAACCAACCACUUGUCCUUGGACAAGCAUUCUUGACCUCUGAGAUUCCCUCUUCAAUGGAAAGUCAACCACAGACAACCCCUGAAAAUAAUGUAAACAACACACUGAUGGAUGGGUCUGGUCAAAUGAUGGGCCUUUCUGGAUACACAUCAACUUUCCCAACUGCUCAGCUCAGUUCCUCAUCACAUGCAUCAGUGCCUUUGCCUCAGUCAUCUUCCAUCUAUUCCAUGGUGUCCUCUACACAGAACUCUGACCUUGAGCUCCCCCAGCCCUCCACAAUUUCAUCGCCACCCUCUAUGUCAACAUAUUCUUCUAUACCUUCAUCAGACUAUCCUGGCUUAAAUUCUUCUACGACUAUGCCCUCCUCUACGACCUCUCCCCCGGGCUCUUCGUACCCGCCCAUCUCUCACUCCACCUCUCCACACCUUCUCCCCUCAUCUUCCUACCACUCUAUUCUUCCAACAGACCAAUCCCAAGACAACUUAAGUCCCCAUACACCUACAAAUCCACCUUUCCAAUCCAUCCCCCCCUCUUCUUGUCAAGGUUCUGGGUUAACUAUUGACCCUGGCCAAAAUCAGGUGGAUGACAGUGGAUUGAGCUCAUCCAAUGAAACAACUCCUGCUAUCCAAAACCCAAACCAAACAGCCUUUCCCUUCCCUCCAGUUCAGUCCUCAAACGACCCAGACCCAACAUCCCCUCCAUGUCAAAGUCUACCCCAAUCUGCCCUACCCUUCCAACCACUGUCACAGUGCAACCCUAACCCAAUCCCCACCCCUUCUGACCCAAAUACAACGCCAACUGCUUUCCCCUUCCCUCCAACAGCACAGUCCACCCCUAACUCUAUAAUGACGCCUUCCAAUCCAAACCCAUCAAUCUUCCCAUUUCCCCAUGUUCAACAGAUCCCUAACCUCAACUUGAAUACUCCUGGAUCUACUCAAACUCCAACAACUGGUUCUUUUCCAGUUUACCAAUCCUCAGGUCUGAGCACUAUUUCAGCAAUUCCAAACCCAGUUCAUUCAACAACUGGAUCCUUCUCCUUCCCUUCCACCAAUGUUAUCCAUCAAGGACCUAUGCAGUCGGCUUCCAACACACUGCACCCUACCACAGCGUACCCGGUCCCCUCAUUCCCUGCAUCUCUGCCAAAACACACUACUCCUGGCUCUCUCCCAAACCCUGCACCAGCAACAUCUCACACUUCUUACCCCUUCGCAACUUCUAUCCCAUCUGCUCCACAUCCUUUCCAGAGUCUGACUCUUCCCCCAUCUAGCUCGAUUCAUGGCGUCCCUGCGAUCCCGAAUCCAACCCAAAUUCAGCCUACCUUUCCCCAGUCAUACCCUAACCCCUCCUUCCCUCAUAUUCCGCCACAAGUGGGAAACCCCAACUCCCAGUCCUUUCCCCCAAUCCAAACCUCAAGUACCUCUCAGUUAAAUCCCACAGUUCCUCCAAUCUCAAACCACCCACAAUGUCCUACCUCAUCAAACGCAUACCCUUCUGUAGCUCCCACUGAGAUAGGCACCUUCUCGCAGCUCAAUUCUGCUGCCCCCUAUUUGCCAGAUAUGGUACUGCACCCUUCCUUGCUCCCUCCUUUUGAUCCCUCACUCUCCUCCUCUGCUCCCCCAUCCCUUUAUAACCCUUUUCCUUCCUACUCUCUCCGUCUUUGCCAGGAUCCUCGAUCCUCCCUGCAUUUACCCCUCAGGCAUAUUUAUAGACAGCCACAGCAUUCCCAUGCUCAUAGUCAGGGGCCCUACUUUGACCUUGGUGGAAGAGCAGUUUUCUGAGGAUAAACAGAAAAAUAACAUGUAAGGCAAAGUUUGCAAGGAUACUGCAUCAAUUAAUGACUUUGACUUUUGCUCUGAAGAUGGAAGCACUGCACAUUUUAUGACUACAUGGGAGGUUAUGUGAGACAAAAAGAGACAAACCCAAACAUUGUAGUUUAAAAUGUAAAACUUCUUGGUGUUUAUGGUUGAAAAA
Messenger RNA from Ctenopharyngodon idella (grass carp), 2914 nucleotides. RefSeq names its product T-box transcription factor 6 (gene tbx6). The transcript has 8 exons. Gene Ontology annotation, biological process: cell fate specification; positive regulation of DNA-templated transcription; regulation of transcription by RNA polymerase II. Bases 1 to 2721 code for a protein of 906 amino acids. NCBI's taxonomy places the organism in Eukaryota, Metazoa, Chordata, Actinopteri, Cypriniformes, Xenocyprididae. Gene Ontology annotation, cellular component: nucleus. Gene Ontology annotation, molecular function: RNA polymerase II cis-regulatory region sequence-specific DNA binding; DNA-binding transcription factor activity, RNA polymerase II-specific. The record is from RefSeq and is a predicted model, not a curated record.